Messenger RNA from Rotaria sordida, 975 nucleotides. The record is from the annotation of a GenBank genome assembly. Lineage: Eukaryota; Metazoa; Rotifera; Eurotatoria; Philodinida; Philodinidae.
AUGUUAUUACUAAUAGUUGUUGAACUUAGUUCUUCGACAACAUAUACAUGUAGUUCAAGUUCUUCUUGUGGCUGUUCGACUAAUUCAGCAACACUGACACGUAUUGUUGGAGGCGAAGCAGCUGCUUCACAAACUUGGGGCUGGGCUGUAUUACUACGCAUCUCAAAUUCGUUAUGUGGUGGAUCGAUCAUUUCGGCUUCAUGGAUUCUUACAGCUGCUCAUUGUGUUUCGGGAGUUAAUGCCAGUCUAAUGACUGUUUACGCUGGUUCCAAUAGAUAUGGGUUCAGCAGUCAGAGUAGAUCAGUGUUAGCAUCCACACCUCAUCCGAGCUACAGUUCGUCCACUUAUGUCAAUGACAUCGCUCUUCUUCAACUGUCGACUUCAUUGAAUAUGGCUGAUCCAGCUGUCAGUGCCAUUUGUCUUCCAUCUAUCAGUUCUGCCAUAUUAUCAGCUGGUGAAUGGCCCCCGGCUGGAACAACAGUGGUGGCUGUGGGUUGGGGUCGAUUGAGUGAAGGUGGAUACGCAUCAUCGACACUUCAACAAGUGACCAUGCAAACGGUUGAUCGUCAAUCAUCAACAUGUACUUCCGUGGCUAGAUCUUGGUCAUUUCAACUGUGCGCCGCUUCUACAUGCAAAGAUACAUGUCAAGGGGAUUCUGGUGGUCCUCUGAUGGCUUUCACAACGAACAAUCAGUGGGUUCUGGUCGGUGCAACAAGCAAUGGCAUUGGUUGCGCUCGAGAGAACUAUGCUGGUGUUUACACACGUAUAGCCGCUUAUCAAGCUUGGAUCCAGUCGAUCACCAGUGGCCAAUUCAUCAGUUUGACAUCAUCAAGUUUGAUGUCCCCAACAACAGAAAUCGAUCUAACAGCCACAUGUGCAGCACCUGUCCACUAUCGAUCAGUUCUAUUCUUUGCAUUGAUUCCUGCUCUUGUAUUUCUUGGCAUUAUGGAGUCACUCCGUAAUCAAUUGACAUGA